This is a messenger RNA of Osmerus eperlanus (European smelt), 2367 nucleotides long. RefSeq names its product E3 ubiquitin-protein ligase TRIM35-like. The coding region runs from base 195 to 1604 and encodes 469 amino acids. Gene Ontology annotation, cellular component: cytoplasm. Gene Ontology annotation, molecular function: protein binding; ubiquitin protein ligase activity; zinc ion binding. The record is from RefSeq and is a predicted model, not a curated record. The transcript has a single exon. Gene Ontology annotation, biological process: protein ubiquitination. Lineage: Eukaryota; Metazoa; Chordata; Actinopteri; Osmeriformes; Osmeridae.
GAAAUUGAAAGUAGAUUUACGACAUUGCAUUGCCGAAGCAAGACGCCAUUUCAGGGUGUGGGACAGACCAGAGAGUUAUGUUUGGUGAAGUUUUAAAAAGGUAAAGAGGCAACUUUAUUGUUUUGGUCAGAAUUACAUAAAGAUACUCUGCAUUUGAUUAUAUCUCGAUAUUAGCGGCAGUAUUUCCAGAAACCAUGGCUGACAAAUUUGAAAGUUACCUGACCUGUCACGUCUGCUCAGAGACUUUCAGAGAUCCUGUGUCUCUGGGCUGCCAUCACAGCUUCUGCUCCAGCUGUCUGACUAAGUUCUGGGAUCAGGCUAAAAACAAGAACUGUCCUGUUUGUAAGAGAAAAUCCUCUAAAGAAGACCCAGGAGUAAACUUUUCAUUGAAGGAUUUAGCUGACUCAUUUGCUGGGAGACAGAAAGCAGGAUUGUCUGAAGAGAGGAGAGGAGAGGAGGGGGUCGAGGUGGUGUGUAGCAAACACUCAGAUGAGCCUAAGUGGUUCUGUGAGGAGGAACAGAGAGCUGUGUGUCACGUCUGUGAGUUCCCUGCCCACCACAACCACAAGGUGGUUCCUCUAGAAGAGGCAGUGAACAGCCUGAAGGAAAAACUGAAGGAUGACUUACAGUCUCUGCAGGACAAGCAGGACAAAUACAAACAUGUGGAGGAGACGUACCAGAAAGUAGUGCAGCACUCUAAGAAGCAGCUGGUCACCACGGAGACACAGAUCAGGGUUCAGUUUGAGAAGCUGCACCACUUCCUGAGAGAGGAAGAGGAGGCCAGACUGGCAGCUGUGAGGGAGGAAGAGGAGGAGAAGGGGAAGACCAUCUCCAGAGAGAUGAAGAAGAUUCAGGCCCAGAUCUCCUCUCUCUCCGUCAGCAUCUCUGCUGUGGAACAGCAGCUGCAGAAACAGAAGGUGUUGUUUCUCAGCAGCUAUAAACACACUCAGUCCAGCACCAGAGCCCAGGUCACACUGCCGGAUCCACAGCUGGUCUCAGGAGCGCUGAUAGACGUGGCCAAACACAUCGGUAACCUGACCUUCAGAGUGUGGGAGAAGAUGAGGGGGGUGGUCAGCUUCACUCCUGUCAUUCUGGACCCCAACACUGCAUCACCCUGGCUCUCUCUGUCUGAUGAUCUGACCAGUGUUAGAUACACAGGCUCAUGGCAGCUCCCUGACAACCCAGAGAGGAACACCAAGUACACCACUGUUCUGGGUUCUGAGGGGUUCAGCUCAGGGAAGCACAGCUGGGAGGUGGAGGUGGGGGACCAUCCUCACUGGAAUAUAGGUGUGGCCAGAGAGUCAGUAGACAGGAAAGGAGAGAUAAAAGUAUCCCCAAAGUAUGGAGUCUGGUGUAUAAAGCAGAUGAGUGGUAAAUACACUAAUGGUCUGGGUAAGACUCUCCCUCUGAAGAGGAGACUCCAGAGCAUCAGAGUUCAGCUGGACUGGGACAGGCGGGAGGUGUCCUUCUACGACCCUGAAGACAUGACUCACAUCCACACUGAUAAAGACUCCUUCACUGAGAAACUCUACCCAUACUUCUCUAUUGGAGGAGCUGGUGAUGCCAAACACCCUGACGUAAAGAUCUGCCAAUCAAGCGUCUAGUAAAUGAUCUUAUUAUUACUGUUCUGAUUAACUUGUCAACCAGCCCAGUCAGGUAACAUAUGAUCCUCCAUGUAUGUUAGUCACAUACAGUAUGAAGGUGUUGGAAUUGGUCCUCGGCCCUCAUACUGGGUCUGUUGUAUCUCUGUUGUAUCUCUGUUGUAUGUAUCUCUGUUAUGUGUUGCUUCUUCAAGAAGUUAGGAUGAAGUACUGGUGAUGUGAUGUAACACCCACAAUAUGUAGAUACAUUGUAUGUGUGUGUUUUGGGGGCAGGAUUGCUUAAUCAAGCAUCUGAAAGGAGGUGGGAUGCAGAGGGGUGGGGAGGGGGUCAUGUAUCACUGUCAUGUUAAGAUAUCUUCAUAAUGGAGUUAUAUAACGAUGACUGGAUCUAGGGGCUCAUGACCAGAUGUGUUUGUGUGGGACUCAAAUAUUUGACUGUCCAGAUAUUUGAGUGUGUUCACUGUACAGUUUGAGGUGAGCAGAAUGUUUACUUUUAAAUCAUUAUAAUUGGUUAUGGUUCGGAUUACAUAGCUUAUAUGUUGUCAUAUUACCGAAACAAAGGGAUUUUGUGUUUCAUUGAUAUAGUGAAAUGAAUGGUAAUCUGAAUGUUAAAAAAGACAAAUCAUUCUACCCACCGGCACAUUUAAACUGAUUUUAUUUGUAUCAUCUGAAAGGUUUUUUAUUGUUUCUCCCCAUCACCAUUUAAAACAUUUAAAAUGUGAAUUAACUGUGAUUUAAAAAAAAAAUCUGAAUAAAUGAUAGUUCU